UCAGAUAGGUGAGGGAGGGUAGACUAGAGCUGCGCACUGCGCGUGCGCGAAGGGCACCGUGACGUGCGGGCCCGCGCGGUGUGUAGAUGCGGCGGACCCGUUCCCGGUAGCCGCGCAUGUUAUAAAUGGCGCCGAAGCAGGACCCUAGGCCUAAGUUCCAGGAGGGUGAACGUGUUUUGUGUUUUCAUGGGCCACUCCUAUAUGAAGCAAAGUGUGUGAAAGUUGCUGUUAAAGACAAGCAGGUGAAGUACUUCAUUCACUACAGCGGGUGGAAUAAAAACUGGGAUGAGUGGGUACCAGAAAGUAGAGUACUCAAAUACGUGGACACUAACCUGCAAAAACAAAAAGAACUUCAGAAGGCCAAUCAGGAUCAGUAUGCAGAGGGGAAGAUGAGAGCAGCCGCUCCAGGAAAGAAGUCAGCUGCACUUCAGCAGAAGAAUGUGGAAGUGAAAACCAAGAAAAAUAAGCAAAAAGCCCCUGGGAGUGGAGAGGGCACCAGUACCAGCGAUGCUCCUCAGCCACCACGAAAGAAACGGGCGCGAGUGGAUCCCACUGUAGAGAAUGAGGAAACUUUUAUGAAUAGAGUUGAAGUUAAAGUAAAGAUACCCGAGGAACUGAAACCCUGGCUUGUGGAUGACUGGGAUCUCAUUACACGCCAAAAACAGUUGUUUAAUCUGCCUGCCAAGAAGAAUGUGGAAACUAUCCUUGAAGAAUAUGCUACCUACAAGAAAUCCAGAGGGAACACUGACAACAAGGAAUAUGCAGUGAAUGAAGUUGUGGCAGGUAUUAAGGAAUACUUUAAUGUUAUGCUGGGCACACAGCUCCUGUACAAGUUUGAGCGUCCUCAGUAUGCGGAUAUCUUGGCAGAUCACCCUGAUGCCCCUAUGUCCCAAGUCUAUGGUGCUCCACACCUGCUACGCCUUUUUGUUCGUAUUGGAGCAAUGUUAUCAUAUACUCCUUUGGAUGAGAAGAGUCUGGCCCUGCUGCUGAACUAUCUGCAUGACUUUCUGAAGUAUUUGGCCAAAAAUUCCUCCACAUUGUUCAGUGCCAGUGACUAUGAGGUUGCACCCCCUGAAUACCACAGGAAGGCUGUAUAGUCUCUAUAUUGACCAUUUCUGCUCCAGAUGUAGCAGCGAGUGUCCCAAGGCUUGCUUGCCAUCGUCCUAGUGUGAACUUGCAAGUGACUGAUGGAUGAGAAGAAUGUAUGUUUCUUCGUUGUGAAUGAUCUUGUGGAUUGUAAGGGGAGGCUCAAGACCAUCGGCCUAGCCUUCAGACAUGAGAGAGCCCGUUUUUUUCAGUGACUGAAGACAUCUGAACAUUGUCCAGUAUUGUCUUGACUUCUAGACACAUUGGGGUGCGUGGCUGAAGACUAUUUCUAAACUGAAAUCAACAGUCUCCCCAGCUUCUAGUACUGCUUCAUGGUGAUUGUGUGGUUUGCAGCCUUGAUAUUUGUUCACGUGAUAUGUACUCAUGCCCUGGCAUUGAGCCACUCCCAUCUGGAAGAUCUUGUGAUGAAAAAUGCUUCGGCUGCUGUUUAACAUCAUGGACAUCUAAAAAUAUUAACCUAUCGGAUGCCUUUUAUUUUGUUAACCUGUUCCUAACUUCAUGUUUGGUCACUAUUUUAGUGGGAUUUUGUAUUGGCCCUGGGACCAAAGUACACCCAAACCUCACUUGAUGCCCAUCGUAAUGUCUUAAUUUUUAUCUUCAGUGCAAUUUUUAUUUUAAAAGAUCACUCUCUGUAGAUGUUUUUUUUUUUUUUACCUACAUGUUGUGUAGAGAAUGAUACACCGAACCUGAUAAAGAUGACAAGAGGAUUGAAUUAUAUACAUAUAUCAUUUUUCACCACUCUGAACUGAAGGGCUGUGGGGGAAAAACUGAGGUAAAUCAUCUUGCAGAGUUGUCAAUGCUGGCAGAUGGGGGUGGCCGGCAGUGUUAUGCACCAACGUUCUAGAAGUGCUUUGACUCAUUACCUGUUAUUUUCUUGUUGUAUAGCAGUAUCUGCUUGUCCUGUAGCAUUUCUGCAUUUGGGUGUGUCAAAAUCCUGUAAUUGGUGUCCAUUCAAAAAUUUGUUGUGUAGCCGUUUCAAAAGACCUAAAAUGUUGUUAAUUCUACAUAUCUGUACUGAUUUGUUGGGCAAGAAGCUGGGUGUUCAGAGCAUACCCGCUGUAUGACAAACAUUUGAAAUGGAAGCAGUGGAUGAGCACAAGGAGCUCUGUUUGAGUGUUCUGGUGGCUUAUACAUUCAAUACUGAAAUGUGUUUGACAUGAUAGAGAGAAUAUGUUGUCCCUGACUAACAAGCAGUUUGGUUGCGCCUGGGUUGUCAGGCCGCAGUUAUGCCACGCUAGCCAUUCCACAGGGCUUGACAUUCUCACUAUUGUUACAAAUUUGAGCAGCACUUUGCUGAGCAUGGUCCAUGCACCAUGGUUUGAUGUUCAGAAAUGUCUUUUAAUGCAUGACUUUGUUUUAUGUUUUGCUUUAAAUGUACAAAAGAUGUUCUAUAAAAUAAAGGUGCUGUUAAUGCCA
Nanorana parkeri is the source of this 2523-nucleotide messenger RNA. It is a transcript of the gene MORF4L1, whose product is annotated as mortality factor 4 like 1. The coding region runs from base 126 to 1097 and encodes 323 amino acids. Gene Ontology annotation, cellular component: nucleus; NuA4 histone acetyltransferase complex. The record is from RefSeq and is a predicted model, not a curated record. The transcript has 12 exons. Lineage: Eukaryota; Metazoa; Chordata; Amphibia; Anura; Dicroglossidae. Gene Ontology annotation, biological process: chromatin organization; regulation of DNA-templated transcription.